Molecule: messenger RNA, 2307 nt
Organism: Parastagonospora nodorum SN15
Lineage: Eukaryota; Fungi; Ascomycota; Dothideomycetes; Pleosporales; Phaeosphaeriaceae
Exons: 6
Coding region: 1-2307 (768 amino acids)
Source: RefSeq, a predicted model, not a curated record
AUGUCUGCGGCAUAUUCGUCAGGGUCAUUUAGUACAGCUUCGUCCUCGGAGGAAAGAGUAGAUUCAGCACUCGUUGAGUUGAAAGCAAAAAUCGGUGUGAACAACGGCAUACCUACUUAUGCAGACAUCUCCAGCUUUAUCACUUCCUUCGAUGGAUUCUUUCGAGAGAAGCUUACGGUCGCACGCGAUCUUCAACAAUCAAGCGACCCGGGAUCGAUGAGCAAACCAACCCGACGAGGCCAGGGCCGCCGACGACCAAAAGAUCCGAGAGCAAGGAGCAAACAAACUCAGCAAGAUGAGGACUACUUGCAUCACAUCGGUCCACUCAAUACUCUCUUCAUGAGUACAAUUGAUUCCAUGGACAAAGGGCUUAGCAUCAUACUACGCGGGCUCAACUCGCAUCUCAAUUCUACAGACCUUGCCUUGUUGGUCAACGGAAAUCCCCCUGUUGGGAAAAACCUGGUUGACCAGGCUGUGGACCGCACACUUGUGAAGACUCUCGCAGCUUUGUUGGAUCUUGGAGCAGAUCCGUCCUGCCUGCUUGUGAUUAAAAGAUCAAAUGUUGAGCUGCGUCCAAAACAAUUGUGGAGGUAUCGAGCUUUCUCACAGGGACAACGAAUUUCUGAAUUGGUCGAUCUCCGAGCCACACUGAUCGAUUCGGAGAGACUGCCAAUCUCCGCCAAUACCCUGUUUGGCGAUACCCGAUCUGGCGAUCAAAAGAUUGUUGCCGAGAACAUUGCAAAGGAAGACUGGACCCGCUACAUAACAGCAACAACCGCGGUCAUACGGGUGUCAUCUACCAAUGCAAUUGUCGACGCUGCUUUGCCCCAAUUCUCAAAAUCUUUCGAAGAGUCAUUUCAUUUGUCAAAGCUGGAACCUGGUAAUCUAAAUUUGACCUUUCGAGAGGUUGGAUUCUGGGAGCACGGUACGGAAGCCAAUGAUGGUACUGAAGCCGUGGCCAGUACAAAUGCCAAAGACUUGGAUCUCACGGUAGUUGUACUCGUGGAUCAUUCCGAGUUUGAAUGGGACCGAGGGUCGUACAAAGAACUUCGAAGAUCUCUGAGCACGAAAAUUGAAGGAUCGAACGCCGCUGGGUGCAAAGUACAUACUGCGCGGACCCUGGACGAAGCUUACUAUCCCGGACUUAGCGAGGCAGCUUUAAGAGAGCGAAAUGAUGACCAAGUUGUGUCUGAACCGCGCCAAACCCGCAAAAAAGUGAAGGGAUUUCCUAUACUCAUCGUACCGCAACUAUGGCUUUGGAAAUUGGAUAACACUAUCAUUUCCGCUUACGAAUACGAAGAGGAUGCAGUUCAUACCAAUGAGCUAGAAGUGGAAAAAGACAAGUAUCUUCAGAUGGGAAUUUUCAUGGCAAAUCGGGUUAAGCAAUUCGGACACGACCGGUACUUUCGCUCAUUUGAAUCUCGCUCAACACUAGACGUAUUCGAACAGCGCGUUGUCUCUGUUUUGACAGAUGUCAUGACUUACACCAAAGAAACCAUGCGCAAGGACAUAAAGUAUAAAACCGAGGUAGACCUCCUCUACCGUCUCUCGGAUUGUCGGACGCAACAGAAAGAUAUCAUGCAAAAACUGUUGAAAAAACGGGACGAAUCUCAAUAUAGAAGCGAAGCCACUUUCUCACAUUCGUGGGCCGACGUCCAGAGGGCGCUAAAAAGUCUCGACGAAUACCAGACAAGAACAGAGAAGAUCGACGGUGACGCUGAACGCAUAGAGAAAACCUGCCAGGAUUUACUCAAUCUAAAGCGAACAUUUGCCAGCGUCGAGGACUCACACGCUGGCGUGCUCAUUAGCACUGCCGCUAUUGGGUUCGCAGUCGUAACAAUUUUCUUUACGCCAUUGGCAUUUCUCACUGCGCUGUUUGCGUUGAACAUGAACUCCUUUGACCGGCUCCGUGUUGGGAACAGCGGCGGUGAUAGUACCUCUAAGAAGGACUUGGCUUAUCAUGGGGGGAAGAUGGCGGGUAUAUUUGUCGGCACAGAAUUUCUGACCUUUCUAAUUACGGGUGUGCUUGUGGUUUUGUCGCUAAAACGUUUUGACAUCAUGUUUGGCGGCCGCGCAGAGGAUGGAAAGGAAGAGACACCAAUGGCGAGGUGGAAGAAGGACUCAAUGGUGAAGUUCAAGAGAAGGCUGCUAGGAGAGGAACCAAAUAUCAAAACGACCGAGCUAGACAAGACUGGGAAGACCAAGGAAGUGCGAGGUAAAGGGGUACACGUUGAACCAAGCGAGACAGCGAAGAGAUACACACCAGCGCUGGCGACCACAAAGCCCAACGAGGGUAGUUCUCGCUAG